Molecule: messenger RNA, 4432 nt
Organism: Epinephelus fuscoguttatus (brown-marbled grouper)
Lineage: Eukaryota; Metazoa; Chordata; Actinopteri; Perciformes; Serranidae
Gene: gpr31
Product: G protein-coupled receptor 31
Exons: 2
Coding region: 297-1334 (345 amino acids)
Biological process (GO): G protein-coupled receptor signaling pathway
Cellular component (GO): membrane
Molecular function (GO): G protein-coupled receptor activity
Source: RefSeq, a predicted model, not a curated record
AAAGGCGUCACCCAUUUGCUCUGCACACUGAGCAGAAUCACUUCCAGACCUGAUACUGACUCUCACAAAAACAGGACACUCAAAACUGAAUGACUUUGGAGACCAGGAACACACACAAGGACUGAGAGAAUUUAAAACCUGAAGGAGGAAUACGACUGAAGACGCUGAAGAAACUUGUUUGGCAGGUUUUUUUCCUUGUGAUUGUUGGGUGAGACUCCACGUGUGAAGUGAUUGCCUUGUUAGUUUAGAGAAGAUAACUUUGCUCUUUGUGUUGAGCUUGUAAUUAAUAUUUACUCAUGUCUCAGCUAGAGUAUUUGACUGCUCCGAUGACAAACCAAACUUACCAACAUAUUGAGGACUGCGAGGCCUCAAACAGGGCACUGUAUAAAUUCUAUGCAGCUGUCAUGAUUGUGAUAUUCAUUCUGGCUUUGCCUCUGAAUGCAUCUGUCAUCCACCUCUUCAUAUUCAAGCUGAAAUUCUGGAAAUCCAACAGCAACAACAUCUUCCUUUUCAAUCUGGUGUUGGCUGACAUCCUCCUGCUCUUCUGUUUGCCCAUAAAGGCGAAUAACUAUAUCCAUGGGGAGAGGAGAAGUGAGAAUGACACCGUUUGCAAAGCAAUGCUCUUCAUGUUGUUUUUAAACCGAGGAGCUAGCAUUGCCUUUCUGACAGUGACUUCCAUUGAUCGAUAUUUUAACGUGGUACACCCUGGUCGAAAGAAUCUCCUGCGAGCUCUGAAGAAAUCUCCUCACAUCUCGAUCCUCAUCUGGCUGCUUCUCCUACCUCUUACUAUUCCUACCAUGCUCAAGAACUUCGACUGCUGCAACAGCCACAGCCGUAAUGAAGAUGACAAAAAAGAGGAUGCCUUGAUUAAGGAUGUGGUGGACAGUUUGCGAGAAGUGGUCUUCUUUACCCAGAUUCUCAUCCCCUUCGUCAUCCUGGUCUACUGCACAGUGCACAUUGUCAACCGGCUCAGAAAAAAAACAGUCGGGGAUACGACCAAGCUGAGGAGAGCUGUCAUUCUAGUGACCUCUGUCAUGGUGGUCUUUUCCCUCUGCUUCCUCCCUUGCACCAUAGCCAGGAUGGUUCUGCUGAUAGCGCGGGUCCAAGAGUGGCCAGAGGCCAUGGAGGAUAAAGCUGCUGUGGCCUUUGACGGCCUCAUGGUCCUCUCCUACAUGGACUGUCUGCUGGAUCCACUAGUGUACUGCUUCUGCAGCACCAAGUUUAAAGCUCUUUACCUCAACAAUUAUUUCCCGUUUUUAGUAAAAGAAGUUCCGGUGCCAUUAGAAAGUUCAACAGGGAACACAUCGCAACCUCGACGAAAUAAUGUCAUUUAAAAUUCAUGGAAAACAGAGGCUGUCUCUCUGUGUGGUGACACCUGACCCACCUAAAAGAAUUCUGCCUGAGACUGACUUGUCCCAAAAAUGUACAUACUUUAUGAAAGGGGACUCUGAAGGUAAUCUCAAUAAACAGAUAUCUGUAUAUGUAUAAAGAAUCUGGAGGCAACAGCACAAAAUGUUGGUAUUGGAAGGGCUCUGAUUUCCGUUUGUACCACGUUGGAGUGGGCUUUGGUUGCCUGCAGGUGAACAGUCUAUGUUGAGAGUAUAAGAAGCUGAGGGCACUGGCCAAAAUGCAAUCUCAGAACCCACUGGCUAUCGUAUCCUAUUUUUUUUUAGCUUUUUUUGUAAAUGUAUCUGCAUUCAUACUGUAUGUAGAUAUCUGACUAUAAAGAUUCAUCCAAAUGUCCAUCCAACUCCAUUCUCGCAUCUCAAGUUGCUAAUCAAACUGUCAACAUGGCCGGAGCAUGCAGGAGGAAGUGCUGGCCUAGAUCUCUGUUAUCUAGAUAUCUGCUGGCUGCAUGGGAACCCCCAAAAUACUUGCUGUUGGCCCCAGAGGCUAAAUCUUCAUCAGACCAAUAGCUUGUGGGUUCUGAGAUUGCUCUGAAUGUAAAGUGGGCUAUGAAGACAAUACCUACAGUAAUUAUUUAAGUUUCUAUUUGUAUUGAUUCUAAAACAGAAAUAAUAUGGAGGCCGAGAUGUAAAUAGGAAGUGCAGUUACAGAUCUUCCAAAGUGCGUCAUGUGUUAUUCAGCAUUGUGGCUAUACUGUAGUGGUAAGUCAACAUAUAGUCUCCUACUAAUCUAGAAUAUAUUAAUGUUGGUGGAUUUUCAGUAAAACAUAAGGCUUUUUUUUUAAAGAGGAAUGCUCCUCAGCCAAAGUAUGCACAUCUGUAUUUCUUUCUUUCUUGGACAGCGAGUAGUUAUGACCAUUGAACAUUCCUUUCAAGUGUUUCAAGUGCGAAAAAAGAACAGAAUGUGAUCCUUGAAAUCAUACCAAUCUCACACAACCUUUAUCUGAGCUUCCUCAGCCUGAAAGCAUUAGUGUUUAAUGUUUAAUCAAUUAUAGUUAAAAAUAUAUAUAAAACCAUGUCCUCAUAAAUGUUUAAAUCUAGUCAAAUACAUUCCCUAUGAAGCUGUAAAUGGGGAGAAGUUCCAAACUAAGGGAACCAAUAUUUCUUUUGACAGAAGUCAGAGACAGUAUUCACAAACAUGGACUCUUUUAGCAGUAUCAAAUGUGUGCAUGGUACUGAGCCCCAAAUAGGCAGAUAUUAGGCCAUGGUCAGCCCCCUAUUGCAUAAUAUUUAAGGCCAAUAUGGGGGAGCUGAUCAUUAAUGCUGAUUUACUAUAGAUUUUAAUAACUGUUUAUACUGUAUGUAGAGAAUAAUGGGUUUAAUUAUACUGUACAAUAUGUUUUGUCUGGGUGAUUUAAAGAUUCCACAUUGACAACCAUUAAUCCAGUACACAAAUGAAUCAAACAUGUAGCGUUUCUCUCACAACAUAAAUCAUCAAUCAUGUCUUUAAUCAGAACAAACAAUACUUCCCAUAAGUCAUCUGGGUGAUCUCACUCAGUUUGGUGAUGUCAUCACUAGUAACAGUACAGUGAGUGAGGUUAUGUCUGCUGUUGCUGUCUGGCUAUAGAUAGAUCGCUUACUCAUUUAAGGAGUCAACUGGCUCGGGGUCUGACGACUCUGGGGCUUAGCUUUAAAGUAAAUGUUACUCAUCUGUGUGUUAAAGAUGCAUCACUGUGUAUCACAAAAUUGCAUAAAACUGUGAUUGCUUUGUAUUUGUCACAGCUUCGUUUGACAUAGUGACAGACUACAACAAUACAAUGAGCCAUUUGUGCUGUGGGACAAUAUUGAACUUCCUUUUUCCAAGUUGAACUCAUCAUAAAAUCUAAGUGUGUUUUAUUUGUUAAGACAAGUUUGUCAAAACAAGUGUGAUUUAACUUUAUCAUAAAAAAGUAGUGCUGACAUUGUACUUUCAUAGCAUGUAGCACUUAUGAACAGUAACCCACCACAACAAUUCAUUUUCUAUGUUUCUGUUCUGUCUUGUAUUUAAUGAAUCGCAGUCGAGUUGCAAGUAUUUUUGAUUUUACCAAGUAGGGUCUAAGGUCAUCACAUUUGAGACUCGAGUCCAAGCCAUGUGACACAGGUCCACACCUCUGCUGUACACACAACCUGUUUGGCUUUGCAAAUGUUACAUCUGCACAACUGACAAUGAGUUAACUCUAAGUGAAUGAAAACAAGGUAAAUAUUUACAGAGUAAACAGAGUAAUGUGUCUUAAGGUCAUGAAUAGUGUGAACAGAGUUUGUCUGUCAAUACAUACGCUUCAUUCUUGUUUGUAAUAUUUUAUCCACAGUAACUAAGUAUGUUUGUACCAAUUGGCCAAAUAACAAGUAGGACACAAUGUAUUUUUGGUUUUUUUUUGCGCUCGGAUACCUCUUCUUUACUGUCACUAAUUGUUAAACUAAAAAAAAAAACAGCUUUAACCACCAACAUCUACAAAGCGAGAUAUGUGUGCUAAAGUUCAUUGAUAGUUUCUUUUAAAAUUUGGGACGCAGGUGUUUAAUGGCUCAAGCACUUGCGAGUAAUGACAAGUCAUCCUGACAUGAAUGCAGCAUUAGUGCACCUGUAUAAAUAAUUGUGUUUUUGUUGCAAAUGGAAAUAGAUACUGAUAAUACUACUGACGUUAACUUUUAGGUUUAUAUGCCCCUAUGAAAAACAUUUAAUAUAAAAGAAGUGCAUCUGAGUGCAUCUUCCGAAUUCAUAUGAUAAUUAUAUGUAAUACAUUUACAUGAGUUCCAAUAACUAUGGUUUAAACAUGUUAUAGGUUGGGGUUUUUAUUAAAAGAGUUCCAAUAAAUGCUUUAAAGUCAUACCCUCCACCAUCACUCAACUAUCUAAAGUUGUCGACAGGAAUGUUUGAUCUUUGGUAAGAGAAAUGUGUAGCAGAUCAAAGAUUACAUUCAGAGAUGGACACAACUAAACAUUUCAUGACUCAAUUUUACAAGGGGCAUUGUGUAAAUAUUUGUCCUUUUUGUGUUUUUACUACUGGUGUAAUAUGUAAAUGUAUAAAUAUACUUUUAUCUUUGAGUACA